Messenger RNA from Alnus glutinosa, 3267 nucleotides. Its product is annotated as receptor-like protein 50. Bases 37 to 3090 code for a protein of 1017 amino acids. Gene Ontology annotation, molecular function: protein binding. NCBI's taxonomy places the organism in Eukaryota, Viridiplantae, Streptophyta, Magnoliopsida, Fagales, Betulaceae. The record is from RefSeq and is a predicted model, not a curated record. The transcript has 2 exons.
UAAUUAAUAUCAGUACCACCUCUUCCAUUCCCUGCAAUGAGAUCGCUUGCGGUUUUUUCGUGGCUUUUCUUGAUGCCCAUUUACUCACUUUUCUUAAUUAGCAUUUGUGUCUUUGGCGUGUCUGGCCAAUGUUUCGGCAAUCAACAGUCGUUGUUGCUGCAACUGAAGAACAACCUUACAUUCGAUCCUGCUAUGACGUCCAACAAACUUGUUCAGUGGAAUCAAAGUAUUGAUUGCUGUUCUUGGGAAGGCAUAACCUGCCAUGAGGGACGUGUUAUUGGUCUCGACCUGAGCAGUGAAUCCAUCUCGGGUGGACUUGACGAUUCAAGCAGCCUCUUCAGUCUUCAGCAUCUCCAGAGCCUGAAUUUGGCUUACAACGACUUCAACUAUUCUCAGAUUCCAUCACAGUUUGACAAGCUGGCAAAUUUGAGGUAUUUGAAUCUAUCAAACGCUGGUUUUGCAGGACAGAUUCCUAUUGCAAUUUCGCGUUUGACAAGGUUGGUUACUCUUGAUUUAUCUGGCAAUUAUGACACCUACAAAGCUGCUGAUUCCCUAGCACUUGAGAAUCCAAAUUUAAAUAUGCUCGUUCAGAACCUUUCGAAGCUUAUCGAACUUCAUCUAAAUGGUGUAGUUAUAUCAGCCCAAGGUAAGGAGUGGUGUCACGCCUUAUCAUCUUCAUUGCCAAAUCUGAGAGUGUUGAGCUUGUCAUACUGCAAUCUUUCAGGCCCUAUUGAUUCGUCACUACGGAAUCUUAAGUCCCUCUCAGUUAUUCAUUUGAAUGGUAACGACUUUUCUUCUCCAGUUCCAAAUUUUUUUGCAGAUUUCAAAAAUCUGACAUCUUUGAAAGUCUCAUCUUCUGGGUUGAAUGGAACAUUUCCCAAAAAGAUCUUCCAAGUUCCAACGCUACAAACUAUUGACUUAUCAUUGAAUAUGUUUAGUGGAUCAAUUCCAGACUCAUUGGCGAGCCUCACACAAUUGGUCUAUUUGGACAUGUCAUCGAACAUGUUUAGUGGAUCAAUUCCAGUAUUUAGCAUGGCCAAGAAUCUAACCGACCUAAACCUUUCUUCAAAUAAUCUUAUUGGUCAGAUUACUUCCACUCAGUGGGAACAACUUUUGAAAUUGGAAAAUCUUAAAUUGUAUAGAAAUUCACUGAAUGGGAAUAUUCCAGUUUCUCUAUUUUCCCUUCCAUCAUUGCGAUAUUUAGGACUCUGGUCCAACCAAUUUUCUGGUCAACUCAAAGAAUUUUCCAAUAACCUAAAAUAUAUUUAUUUGGAUAGCAACCGGUUGGAAGGACCAAUACCCAUGUCUAUCUUUGAACUUCGAGGUCUUGAAGGCCUAUCACUUGGUUCAAACAAAUUUAACAACUCCCUAGACCUUAGUGUGAUUCAGCCGUUAAAAAAUCUUUCAUACCUUGAUCUUUCUCACAUCAACUUGUUGACUGAAUAUAAUGAUUUUAACCUUUCGUUAUCCUCGGUUCAGCUUAAUAUAUUAAUUCUCGCUUCUUGCAAGUUGAAAAAAUAUCCCGAUUUUUUGAGAAACCAAUCCAGUUUAUACUUUCUAGACCUUUCAAAGAACCAAAUCUAUGGAGAGUUACCCAAUUGGAUCUGGAGACUUCCUAGUCUUCAAUCUCUAAAUCUUUCUUAUAACUACUUGAAGACUCUUGAAGGACCUAUCUCCAAUAUCUCUUUUUUUAUUGAAAGAUAUCUAGACUUUCGCUCCAACCAGUUCCAAGGCCAACUCCCAGUUCUCCCACCUGUCAGCUACUUGGAUUUCUCCAUGAAUAAUUUUCAUUCUGCCUUACCAGCUAGCAUCGGCCAGUCCCUUGAAUUCGCAUAUUUCUUUUCAAUUUCAAGUAAUAAAUUGUAUGGGAGUAUCCCUGGAUCAAUAUGCAAAGCUACAAAUCUUCAAUUUCUCGAUCUGUCUGAUAAUUACUUCAGUGGCACAAUUCCCCAAUGCUUGAUUAAGAAUAGAAAUCUUUGGGUGUUGAGUCUAAGGAAAAACAAUCUCAACGGUACAAUUCCUGAUACAUUUCCGAAGUUUGGUUAUUUACAAACUUUAACUGUCAAUAAAAACCAUCUAGAGGGAAAGUUACCGAAAUCUCUUAAGAAUUGCCAUUUAUUGGAGGUCUUGGACAUUGGGAACAACCACAUCAAGGAUACCUUCCCAUUUUACUUGAAAGGAUUAACCAUAUUGAAGGUUCUUAUUUUGCGAUCUAACAAAUUAUAUGGGCCCAUUGGUCAUCUAGAGCUUGAUGCCCCUUGGCCGAUGCUUCAAAUCAUGGAUGUAGCUUCAAACAAUUUUACCGGCCACCUUCCAAUUGUACUCCUUUCUACUUGGAUGGCGUUGACAAAUCAUGCACAUGAGGCGCACUCAAAGCUCAGUUACCUCCAAAUUGAGAUGGGUAGGAGAUAUUAUCGACAUACGGUAACAGUUACUAGCAAGGGCUUAGAGGUGGAGCUGGUGAAGAUCCUAACUAUCUUCACCACCAUUGACUUUUCUUGCAACAACUUUGAUGGUCCUAUACCUGAAGAAAUUGGAGAAUUCACAUUGUUAUAUAUUCUCAACUUGUCGCAUAAUGCCUUUGCAGGCCAAAUCCCAGCAUCUCUAGGGAAAUUGAGUAAUCUUGAGUCAUUAGACCUUUCAAGUAAUAAGCUUUCUGGUAAUAUUCCUGUGCCACUUGCCGAUGGUCUUAUUUUCCUAGCAGUUCUCAACCUUUCGUUCAACCAAUUGGUGGGACAGAUUCCAUUCAUCAAGCAAUUUGCUACAUUUUCGGAAAAUUCCUUCAAAGGAAACGAAAGAUUAUGUGGUUUGCCUUUGAAAUCACAGUGCUCACAUGAGGAGCCACGAUUGUCACCUCCAACGUUUGAAGAACCUCAUAAGAGUAUGAUCGACUGGAAUUACUUAAGUGCUGAACUGGGAUUUGUUUUUGGGUUUGGAUUUGUAGUUGGGCCCCUUAUGUUUUGGAAGAGAUGGAGGAUAUGGUAUUACAAACAUGUUGAUGACAUUCUUUUCAAGAUCUUCCCUAAACUGUAUCUUGGAAAUGAAUAUCGUCGAAGACCAGCACUCAACAGUCAGCAGCCAAGGCAUUAGUUGUAGUUAUGAUCAAACGCAACACCUCCAGAGAUAAGUUGCUCCAAGUUUACUCUGAAUGAAGUUUGCUAAAGUGUGUAAGGCCUCUUCGGUGACAGUUAUGCUCAGUUGCUGAUAUACACAUUUAUGUGUAAUAAUUUGCACUACUUUUGUCAUGUUGUCUGGAUUCUAAUUAUU